Messenger RNA from Cottoperca gobio, 3218 nucleotides. It is a transcript of the gene tlr22, whose product is annotated as toll-like receptor 22. The record is from RefSeq and is a predicted model, not a curated record. Gene Ontology annotation, cellular component: plasma membrane. Bases 134 to 2131 code for a protein of 665 amino acids. Gene Ontology annotation, molecular function: signaling receptor activity; protein binding. The transcript is spliced from 3 exons. NCBI's taxonomy places the organism in Eukaryota, Metazoa, Chordata, Actinopteri, Perciformes, Bovichtidae. Gene Ontology annotation, biological process: signal transduction.
AUAAAAUGGGACGUUCGUAACAAGACUUUUCUUAGUCAAGUGUCCACUCUUGAUAUUAGUGGGCUUCAAAUAACUUCUGAUGUCAUGGAACAAUUACAAGAGACCUUCAACUCCUCACUGACAGUUUCUGAGGAUGAAUGCAAUGAAACAUUCACAUCUUACAAAGCUAAUCAACAUUUCCUGCACCAUGCCAACAGUGUCUAAACUCCAACUCAGACGUAACAACUUCUUCUUUGUCAGUUUGAAUAUGUUUCAGUUGUGUAUUAAUGUAAAAGAGUUAGAUUUAGCAGAGAAUACAAUCGGAAAUAUCCAAGACAAGGCCUUCAGAUCUCUUCAAGGUUUGAGGAUCUUGACUCUUAGUCAAAACAAGCUUUCAUCUGUUCCAGCUGAAAUUAGAAAUCUACCAAGACUUGAAGAGCUGGAUCUCAGCAAGAAUAACAUCAGGACACUUGAAUGUUGUCAUUUCACCAAUCUGACAAAGCUCAAACAUCUCAGCCUUCAACAUAAUUCAAUCUCAGCUCUACCAGAAUGUGUUUUCAAGGAUUUAAUACGAUUGCAAGUUUUAAAGCUACAGAGCAACAGCAUCACCAAAUUAGAAAGUGCUUUCAAAAAAUACUUGCCAAAUCUUAAACAACUGCAUCUGAAUGGAAAUAAACUCACCACCAUUAAAAGGGAGGAAUUUAAGGGAUUGCAAUCCCUCCAGAACUUGUCAUUACAUGAAAAUCAAAUAGGGGAACUUCUUAAGGGGUGUUUUAUUGGAUUGACAAAUCUAACUAAUAUUAAACUGCAAUCGAAUGCGAUUAAAAAACAUGAACUUUACAAAGAUGCUUUCCAUGAUCUGAUAAAUUUAAUUACGUUGGAUAUGAGGGAGAAUCACAUUCAUUACCAGCAAGAUUCACAUCUGUCUGAUCCACCAUUUUCUAACUUGUCCCAUCUGGAGAUAUUGGCUAUUCCAGGACAACACCACAGGGGGAAGUCCCAACUGCCUUGCAACUUCCUGCAAGGUUUGACUAAUCUUUUGGUUUUCAAUGCCAGGAACAUUCAAAUUCUAUCCCUCCACAAAGACAUGUUUAUUUACACGCCUCGACUUCAAACACUUGACAUUAGCUCAAAUGACCUAUUGGAUCUUUCUCCGGAUCUGUUUUCCCCAAUUAAAAGCCUUAAAAGCCUUUUCAUAUCUAGCACAAGUCUUCAUUCUCUAGACUUCUUUAUAAAUGCCAACCUUACUAAGCUGGAGUUUCUACAGGCAAGAAAGAAUGAAUAUUCAGUUUUCAGUGAAGAAGUAUUGAAGUCCCUACCGGCUCUUGUUUACGUGGAUUUUGAAUACAAUAGUUUCACCUGUAACUGUGAUAACGCCUGGUUCCUCAAGUGGGUAUUAAACAACAAACAAACACAAGUUGUUGACGCCUACAACUUUGUGUGCAACUAUCCUUCAGGCCUUAAAGGUAUGAAACUGUUGGACCUAGACGUACGGCCCUGCACAGUGGACACUGAAUUAAUCUACUAUAUCUGUAUCACAUGUACGAUACUCCUGUUUAUGGUGGUGUCCUUCACCUACCAUUUCCUGAGGUGGCAGCUUACUUACGCCUACUACGUCUACCUGGCCUUGCUCUUUGACACAAAGUAUAAAAACAAUCAAGUUCCUAAUCAGUAUGACGCCUUCAUCUCCUACAACACCCAUGAUGAGCCAUGGGUCAUCAGAGAGAUGUUGCCAAAACUGGAAGGAGAGCAUGGCUUCAGAUUGUGUCUGCACCAUCGAGACUUCGAACCAGGUAAACCCAUCGUAGACAACAUCACAGAUGCCAUCUAUGGAAGCCGGAAGACCAUCUGUGUCAUCAGUCGCAAAUACCUUGAGAGUGAGUGGUGCUCCAGAGAGAUCCAGGUGGCCAGCUUCCGCCUGUUCGAUGAGCGGAAGGAUGUGAUGAUCAUGGUGUUUCUGGAGGAGAUUCCCAACGCUCAGCUGUCCCCUUACUACCGCAUAAGGAAGCUGCUGAAGAGGAAUACCUACCUGAGCUGGCCUCAAGCCGGGGAGCACCCUGAGCUGUUCUGGGCGAAACUCCGCAAGGCUCUGAAGACCAGAGAAGAUCUCAGUGAGGACAGAGUGCUCCUCAAUGACAUGGACAGACUGUGAUGGAAAGGAAAUACAAUCCUCUCUGUGUGGGAGGUUUGGAAACUUCUGCAUUAUGUUUUAAUACCAACUAGAUCAGCUGCUCUUACUGGUCUAACUGCAAUGGAAAAUGAACUUGAACUGUUAGAACCAAACUGGAAGACCAAGUUAUGACUAAGUGUGAGAAAACAUUUUUUUUUUCCAUAAUGAGCUUGUGAGCUCUGCCUCUGACUUCUUUAAUAGGGCAGUGAUAAUGACAGGUAACAAUUAGGUGAAAGAUAAUAAUAAUAAUAUCAUAUCAUAUAAUAGAUUAGCAUAGAGCAGACUGAAUUAAGGGAGUGAUUGAUCCCAUCAAAAAUACUAGAUUAAUAAAACAUGUGUCUGGGUCCUUCUACUUGCUGUUGGGUUUAAUGAAAAGAUCACAUUCAUCUUCUCAAACUGUGAACUGUAAACUUAUAAUGCCUAUCUUUUCACUUGUCUAAUCUAAUUUCAGUCUUAUAGACAGGUUUCCUGCGCAGCUGGAUGGUAGAAAACAUGUCAUGACAGUUUAUACUGUAUGUAUGGACAUCUUUAGUAUUAAGAAAUUAAUCAGCUGGUUGGAAACCAGUAAAUAACGGAGGUAUAUUCUAAAAUGUAUUAUGGCGGGAAAAUCAUACCGUCUGCAUUAUUAUGUAACCACUGAGAGCAUCAUUGUGUUCUUUGUAAGCAUUUCCUUAUAUUAUAAAUGUCUAUGUUAAUCCCCUAAUCCUCAUGUAGCCAAAUUUGUUUAAACCCACAAGACUUUAAUUUCCCCCAAAGUUUCAAAUGAUACUAAAUGUGUAGAGUUACAUUUUGGGGAAAUUCUACUGGAGCGAAAGACAUCUAGAAUAUUGUGGAUUUGAAUGGUGAUUUGAAGAGCUGGAACAAGGUGAUAAACCGGGCAGGCUUUAAAAAUGUAUAGUUGCCUUAUUUGAAAUGAAUUUCUGAAUCUGACGUUUCAAAUUAUUGUUAUGUUUUAUUGGAACUUCAUUACAUCAUUCAUGAUCAGCCAGACAACAUGGUCUUUUGGGUAAAAACAUUGUGACAAAUGCUUUUUAUAGAACACAAAUAAAAUGUCUUGUUAGUAACGUUA